AUGUCCUUGUGCCAGGUCUGCAGCAGCCAACCUUUUAAAUACCGUUGCCCUGCUUGUGACCUUCAGAGUUGUUCUUUAAAUUGCUCACAAGCGCACAAGCCAAAUUGCAACCCAAGACCAGUGCAGUCACUCCAAACAAAUUACGCCCAGAAUGAAAUUUCUACUGCGGGAUCAGUUGGCGAAACAAGAGAGAUAAGCCAGGACAGUGGUAUUGCAACAAUGGAGGAUGCUCCGUCGAAUUCUCUCAGAAUAAAUUCGGGGUUCGCGCAGCUGGGGAAAUCGCAGGGGCUACAGGAAUUGUUCAACCAGCAUCCAACCCUACGUUCUCGUCUACGUGAUAUUCAUAGAAUCACUCUCGAGGAAGAAUGGAUAGAGAUGGGACGUUCGAUCCAAAGUCGCAGUCGCGGCCGCGGUAGAGAUGGAUAUGGGCAAAGAUCAAUGAAUAGGGGCCCGUGGACUGUCGAAAAAGGGUUCAAAAGAGGCCUGGGACGAGUUCGGAAAUGGAGAGAAAGCUGUGAAGCUGGUUCUGGGGGCGCUGAUGGAGCGGCAUUUAUGAGAUUUAUUGCUUUGGUAUUAGGCGAGGAUGGAGCACAGCCGAACCGCCAUCUGACAGGAGACUUCACAUGA
Messenger RNA from Coccidioides immitis RS, 627 nucleotides. RefSeq names its product HIT finger domain-containing protein. Gene Ontology annotation, cellular component: nucleus; pre-snoRNP complex. The transcript has 2 exons. Bases 1 to 627 code for a protein of 208 amino acids. NCBI's taxonomy places the organism in Eukaryota, Fungi, Ascomycota, Eurotiomycetes, Onygenales, Onygenaceae. The record is from RefSeq and is a predicted model, not a curated record. Gene Ontology annotation, biological process: snoRNA localization; maturation of LSU-rRNA from tricistronic rRNA transcript (SSU-rRNA, 5.8S rRNA, LSU-rRNA); box C/D snoRNP assembly.